Messenger RNA from Rotaria sordida, 6456 nucleotides. The record is from the annotation of a GenBank genome assembly. NCBI's taxonomy places the organism in Eukaryota, Metazoa, Rotifera, Eurotatoria, Philodinida, Philodinidae.
AUGCUUGAACUUGCUCAAAGUUUAAUAUUAAAUGAAGAAGCACUUAAUAGUUUACCAGAAAAUAAACGACCUGUAUUUAUUUAUGAAUGGCUUUGUUUUUUAAAUAAAGUACUUGUUGCUGCUCAAAAAAAUGAUAUUCGUGAAUGUCAACCACGUAUUGUUGAACAACUUAUGCAACAAGUUCAAUAUGGACCUGGACCACCAAUACGAACAUUAAUUGGUCGAAAUUUAGCAACAUUAUUUAGUGUUGGAGAUCCAUUUCCAUUAUUUAAUACAGUUAAUCGUUGUAAUGAUAUAUUAAAAUCAAAAGAUGAAACUGCUAAAUUAGCUACUGUUGUGGUUAUUGGUGCACUUUAUGAACGUCUUGGUCGAUUAGUUGGUCGUUCAUAUGAAGAAACUGUACAAUUAUUACUUAAAACAUUAAAAAAUGGUGAUUCUCAAAUGCGUUUUGAAAUUAUGUUUACAUUUGAACGUAUUAUUAAUGGACUUGGUUCAGCUGGUAAUAAUGUUCAUCGAGAAAUAUUUAAAGUUGCAAAAACUUAUAUAUGUGAUCGAGCAAUGCCUGUUCGUUCAGCUGCUUCAAUGUGUCUUAUUGCAUUAAUUAAUCAAAAUAAUUUUAUGUAUACAAAUGAAUUAGAAGGAAAUGUAACAUUAGCUUUUCGUGCACUUGAUGGUUCAAAUUAUGAAGUUCGUUGUUCAAUAGCAAAAUAUUUAGCAGCAUUAUUAGCAGCAACACAAGAAACAAUUUUAAAUCCAAAUCAAAAUACAAUGAAUAAAUCGAAUGUUAAUGUAACAAAUAUUAAAAAAAUUAAAGCAGAAGAUUUAUUGAAUUAUCUUGCUGGUGGAUUUUUACGUGGUAAUAUUGGAUUUUUAAAAUCAAAUACAACUGAACGUAUUAAAGGACCAACAACAGUUCAACGUGAAAUACGUAUUGGUGUUACUCAUACAUAUGUCGAAUUAGCUCUUGUACUUGGUACAUCAUGGAUUGAACAAAAUUUAUCUUUAUUUAUAAAUCAUAUACUUGAAUUAGCUGGAAAUCCUCGUUCAUCAACAUCACAUGUUGAUGCUGUUUAUUCACGUAAAUGUAUUACAUUUAUACUUCGUUCAGUUAUUGGUUCACGUCUUGGUGAAAAAGCACAAUUUGCUGCUGCAAAAGAAUAUGCAACAAUAAUAACACGUUAUACAACACCACAAUUAAUAACAAAUAAUAUUAAUUCAUCAACAACAUCAACAAAUGAUUUACAUAUAUCAACUGGUUCAUCAUCACUUAAUUCAAGUACAAAUUCAAUGAUACAAUCAUAUGGUUCAUCAUCAACAAAUACAUUUGAAUUAUCAACAAAUAUUGAAUAUACACAACAUAUACUUAUUUGUGCUUUACAUGAACUUAGUUUACUUGUACAAAGUUUUGGAACAUCAACAUCAUUAUUAUUACAAGAUAGUUGUAAUGGUUUAAUAGAUACACUUUUUUUAGUUAUACUUAAUCCAUCACAUAGUGUAAGAUUAUCAGCAGCAUGGUGUCUUCGUUCUAUAACAACAGCAUUACCAUCAUUGAUGACACCAUUGAUUGAUAGAUGUCUAGAUAAAAUGAAAACUUUAGCAAAACAAACAACGUCUUAUAAUACAGAUGCUAUGUCUGGAUUUGCACUUGCUUUACAAGCAUUACUUGGAGCUGUUUAUCGAUGUCCAUUAGGUAUACCAUCACAACGUGCUAAAACAAUAUUUGAUUUUGCUGAUGAUCUUCUUCGUACAGCAACAACUUCAAUAGCUGGUCAACAACAAUCUUUAAUACCACGUGUUAUAUUACAACGUACACAUACAGCAUGGCAUUUACUUGCUGCAUGUUGUACACUUGGACAACAAGUUAUUAAAAAAUUUGUUCCACGUUUAGUACUUCUAUGGCGUAAUGUAUUUCCACGUUCACAAGCUGAUUUUGAACAAGAAAAACAACGUGGUGAUUCAUUUACAUGGACACUUUCAUUUAAUCAACGUUCAGGUGCACUUUGUUCAAUGAUAUCAUUUUUAAAUAAUUGUUCAACAGGUGAUGAUCAUUUAAUAACUGAUGAUUUACUUAAACGUAUGUUAAAUCCAAUUGAAAAUGCUAUACUUGUUUUACUUCAUAUACCAAAUUUAAUAAAACAAUUUGGUCCACAAUUAAAAGCAUCAACAGCUAUGUUUCGUUUACGUUUAUAUGAACUUCUUUUACUUAUACCAAUUAAAUUUUAUGAACAACAUUUUAAAAUUUUAUUAAGAGAAUUAGUUGCAGAAUUUACAUUAACUGAUAAUGCAGCAAAUACAACAACGUCUUUACUUCGAUCUGUUUGUCAUGAUAAUGAUAGUGUUUUACUUGGUAAUUGGCUUCAAGAAACUGAUUAUCAAAUGAUUGAAGAACAACUUCAACCAAAUUCUGCUAGUGGUUCAGGUGCACUUGAACAUGAUGAAACAUAUCUUUAUCGUCGUGAUAAAUCAUUAACAUCUUUUAAUAUUAUAAAUUAUCUUGUUCGUUCAUCAUCAUCAACAACAGAUAAUAAUUCAAGUAAUGCAUAUUAUUCUCGUCCAGCUGAAUUAAAUAUUCCUGGACCAUUACCAUUAGGUGUUGCUGUUAUUGAUGCAUCAAUACUUCUUUAUGGUACAAUGUUUAUACGUGUACCAAAUAAACAUCGUUUAAAUAUGUUACAACAUUUUAUUGAUAUAAUUAAACAAUCAAAAGGUGCACGACAAGAAGCUGUACAAAUAAAUAUAUUUACAGCUGUUUUAACAGCAUUAAAAAUUUUAGCUGAAACAAAACCAUCAUCAACUAUAGAUGAUGAAAAUGUUAAAAAAUGUGCAUGUACACUUGUUAUGCAAACAUUAAGUCAUCAAAAUCCAAUAUUACGUUGUGCAGCUGGUGAAGCACUUGGUCGUUUAACACAAGUUGUUGGUGAUGGACGUUUUGUUGCUGAUAUAGCACAAAUAUGUUUUGAUCGUCUUAAAGAAUUUCGUGAUGUACCAUCACGUACAGGUUAUUCAUUAGCACUUGGUUGUUUACAUCGUUAUGUUGGUGGUAUGAGUACAGGACAAUAUUUAAAUUUAUCUAUAUCAAUACUUCUUGCACUUGCACAAGAUCAAUCAGCAUCAAUUGUUCAAGUAUGGGCAUUACAUGCAUUAGCAUUAAUUGCUGAUUGUGGUGGACAAAUGUUUCGUUCAUAUGUUGAACCAAGUUUAGCACUUAUAUUAAAUCUUCUUCUUUCAAUAUCACCAUCACAAUCUGAUGUAUAUCAAUGUUGUGGUCGUUUACUUAGUGCAUUAAUUAUAACAAUUGGUCCUGAACUUCAAACAAAUACAAAUUAUAUAUCAAUAUUACGUUCAUCUUGUUUAACAGCAUGUAGUCUUUUACAAAUGCAUAUUGAACCAAUUGUUCAAGCUGAAGCUAUACAAGCAUUACAACAAUUACAUUUAUUUGCACCACGUCAUGUUAAUUUAUCAAAUUUAGUACCAGAAUUAAUAAAAGCAUUAAAAUGUCGUGAUUUAUCAUUACGACGUGCAUGUGUUUCAUGUUUAAGACAAUUAUCACAACGUGAAGCUAAAGAAGUUAGUGAACAUGCAAAAUUAUUUAUGAAAGAUAAAGUACAAGAUUUAACACUUGGACUUUCAGAAUUUCGAAGUCUUGAAGAAUUACUUUUUUCUAUGCUUGAUACAGAAACAGAUACAAAAUUAUGUUCUAAUGUACAAGAUACACUUGUUUAUAUGCUUCAAGCAUUGGGUGCUAAUAAUUUAACACAUUGGUUACAAUUAUGUAAAGAUGUUCUUGCUGCUACAACAGAAACAUCUGGUAUGGGACCAUCUUCUGAAACCGAUCAACAACAACAACAACAACAACAAAAUUCUGCUUCAACAAAAACUUCAUCACGUCUUACAAGUGAUGAUGAUGAAGAUAGUUUUGGUCUUCAUGAUGAUGAUAAUGAUUAUGCUGAUACAGGUGGUGAUGAACAAUUACAUACAACUAAUAAUCAAAAUACAAUACGUCGUGCAACAUCAUCAGCUAAAUGGCCAACAAAAGUUUUUGCAGCUGAUUGUGUACAAAAAUUAAUAAAUUAUUGUGAACAAACAUCAUUAUCAAAUUUACAUUUUGAUUAUAUAUCAGCUAAAGAACGUUUACGUACAUAUCCAAAUGAAGAUUAUCUUGUUAUACAUUUAAAUACAUUAAUUACAUUUUCAUUUAUGUCAUGUACAUCAACAAGUGAUCAAUUACGUUUAUCUGGUUUAUCAUUACUUAAACAAAUUAUAUUAAAAUUUUCACAUAUACAAGAAGAUAUUGAUUUACCAGAUCAUGUUAUCCUUGAACAAUAUCAAGCACAAGUUGGUGCAGCAUUACGACCAGCUUUUUCACAAGAUACAUCAUCACAUGUAACAGCACAAGCAUGUGAUGUAUGUAGUACAUGGAUAUCAAGUGGUGUUGCACAUGAUUUAAAUGAUUUACGUCGUGUACAUCAAUUACUUGUAUCAUCAUUACAAAAAUUUACUUCAAUACAACAACAUAAAAAUGAUAUAACAAUGAUAUAUAGUGAAAAUGCAUUAACAAUUGAAAAUUUAGCUGUUUUACGUGCAUGGGCUGAUGUUUAUAAUGUUGCAACAAUACGACAAAAUGAAGAAAAAAAUAAUCGAAAUAGUAAUUUAUUAAUACUUGUACAACCUGAAUUAAAUGUUCUUAUACAUCAUUGGCUUGCAGCAUUAACUGAUUAUGCUUUUUUAAUAUUACCAAAUGAAUUUGGUGGUGGUGCCGGUGGUGGUGGUGUUGGUGCUGGUAGUAGUGGUAAUAAUAUUGAUGAAAAUUCUAAUGGUGGAAAUUUUUAUUCAGCUGAAUCAAAUCUUGAUUUAACACGUACAAUAUAUAAAGCUAAUUGGUCAUCAAUUAUGCAAGCAACAACACAAUGGCUUAGUGAACAUCAUUAUGAACUUGAAACAUUAGCUGCUAAUCAAAAAUUUAUUGGAUAUAGACAACGUGAUAUAUUAAUGACAAAAUUUAUAACAUCAACAUUAUCAAAUAAAAUACGAACAUUUCCAGAAAAAAAAGAUGAUAUUUUUUCAAUGUUAUUAGGUUGUUGUAUUGAAGCACUAUCAAUAUCUAUAUCAGAACAAACAGAAGAUAAUAUUGAAUCAAUUUUAUCUUCAUUAAUUAAUUUAUUACAAUCAGAUAUAGCUAUAAAUCAGAUGACAAUAUCUAUAUGUAUUGAAAUACUCAAUGUUUUACAACGUCUUCAUUUUGUUCGUACUGAUUUAAAAACUCAUUUACAUAUAUUAAAAAUUGUUGAUAAAAUUUUUCAUAUUGUACCAUCAUUUUCACAAAUAACAACAAAUGUUAAUGAAGAUCAUCUUGUACCAGGCGAAUCAUUUUUAUUUGCAUCAUUAGAAUUACUUGUUUGUGUUCUAUUAAGUUAUUAUCCAAAUAUAGCUAGUGAUUUACAAUUAGGUCCAAUUUUUCAAAUGAAAUUAUCUAUGAAAACAAAUUCAGAUAAUCAAAAAAUUCAUGAAUUAAUUUUAUUAAAUAUUAAACUUCUUAGUGAACUUAUUACAUUAUGUACAACAAAUGAAAGUCUUCAAGCAUUAAUACCAGUUAUUCUUCAUUUAUUAUUAUCAACAAGUUUUGUACUUCUUUCAACAAAAACUGAUGAUCAAAAACAAUUAUUAUCAACAAUAAUUCAAUUUAUUGAAAAUAUUUUUUCAACAACAAUUGAUAAAGAUAUUUUACGUUGUACAAUAAUUACAAUUAUUAAUUUAAGAACAAAUCUGAUAAAUAAAGGUUUUUCUGAUAAUGGACAUUUUGUUCAAUGUCUAACAUCAUUAAUUAUUAAUUCAACAUCAAUUGAUUUAACAGAUGAAUGUAUAGACUUUUAUCGAACAGCAUUAAAUGAUGAAAAAACUGAAACUCAUAUUCGUAUAUAUCAAUGUAUUAAUCAAUUAUUUCAAUGUACAAAUAUUCCAAUACGUAAUCAAUUUAUACAAAUAUUUACACCAAUAUUAUUAAAUGAAUUAAAAAAAUAUAAUGAAGAUCAACAACAAGAAUAUAUUAUUGAAAUUUUAAAAUGUUUUGAAACACUUUUAACGAUUGUUGAUUCAACAUUACGUAUUCGUUUAGCAUCAUUAAUCAUUCCAUUAUUUAUAAAUUUUCUUCCUGAUUCCACAGUAUCUGCACAAAAAUUUAAUCAACAAAAUCUACGUUUAAUAUCAUAUAUAAUUGAACGUAUACAAUAUUUAAUUCCAAUAUAUUCAAAUGAAUUUCGUAUUAUUCUUCAAACUUCACCUGAUCUUCGAACAAAACUUGAAAAUGCUAUACGUCGACAACAACAAUUUAAACAACAACAAAAAGAUGAAAAAGAAUCAAAUUAUAUAUCAAAACAUUAUAAUUUAUCUAUGAAUACAUCAUCACAAGCACCUUCACUUCCUCUUCGUAUUGAUUUUUCAAAUUUUAAAUCAUCAUAA